UGGACCGAGGGUGCGCAGCCCGGGCCCAGCCUCUGGGAUUCUAACUGGGACAGGCGAGAACCACUAUCUCUGAUCAACCUGCGGAAGAGGAAUGUGGAAUCUGGAGAAGAAGAGCUGGCGUCCAGGCUGGACCACUACAAGGCCAAGGCAACACGGCACAUCUUCCUCAUCCGGCAUUCCCAGUAUCAUAUGGAUGGUGCCCUGGAAGAGGACUGCACGCUGACUCCACUGGGUCGGGAGCAGGCAGAACUCACUGGCCUCCGCCUUGCCAGCCUGGGGUUGAAGUUUAACAAAAUCAUCCAUUCCUCCAUGACACGCGCCGUGGAGACCACAGACAUCAUCAGUAAGCACCUGCCAGAUGUCUCCAGAGUCAGCACUGACUUGCUGCGGGAAGGCGCCCCCAUUGAGCCUGACCCGCCUGUGUCACACUGGAAGCCUGAGGCUGUGCAGUAUUACGAAGAUGGAGCAAGGAUCGAGGCUGCUUUCCGGAACUAUAUCCACCGGGCUGAUGCUGAGCAGGAGGAGGACAGCUAUGAGAUCUUCAUAUGCCAUGCAAAUGUCAUCCGCUACAUCGUGUGCAGAGCACUGCAGUUCCCUCCAGAAGGCUGGCUCCGUUUGUCCCUGAACAACGGCAGUAUCACCCACCUGGUCAUCCGUCCUAGUGGCCGGGUCGCACUUAGGACCCUGGGGGACACAGGCUUCAUGCCACCUAACAUGAUCACCCGGUCCUGAGGCUACUGGGACAGUAUCUUACCCCAUCUGCCUGUCCUGGCUGUGCUCUGGCUUCAAGCGGGAAUAGAAGCCAAUGCUGGUGAGGAGAAAUUUUUCAGAUCCACACUGGGGAUGUGCCCAGAACUCAUCUCUGCCCAGGCUGAAGGAAGUGGUCAUUCAUACAACCUGGCUUCUCUAAAAGCUGCCCUACAGGACGCCUGCGGUCUGUGCAUUUUCUUCCAUGUGCAUGGCUGCCAUACUGGGGUCCUGGCCAUAGCACUGAACCAGGAUGACCAAGGUUUUGUUCACAGCCUGCCCACUUCAUAUUCCUCCUGUCUGGAAACUUGUCAUUUAAAUAUUUGUCACUUAGAGUUUGCUCUUCUGGUUUCUUGCCUUGAAAACGUUUCUGACAUGAGUUAGAGACCUAACACUGCUGCAUCUGCACUCAGAAAGGGCCAGAAUGGAGGCUGAGUGGAGGUGGUCAGUAGGUGACAGCUGGUAAGUUUUCCUGGAGCUGUACAAUACCCCAGAGUGGUGGCUGCAGCUUUGCAUUGGUGACUAAAUCUUGUGGGCACUGGGAUAAAAUACUCAGAUAUGAUGUAUCUUCCAAAAUAUGUAAUUUAGGAAAAACUAAUUUCUUUGAAGUGGUUGUGAACAUUUUCUGCAGUCAAUACAAUGAACUGAGAUAUUUGAUUCUUUUCUCUGUCAUCUUUGGAAAUAACUACAUAAUAAAAUUUUAUUGGU
Molecule: messenger RNA, 1455 nt
Organism: Fukomys damarensis (Damara mole-rat)
Lineage: Eukaryota; Metazoa; Chordata; Mammalia; Rodentia; Bathyergidae
Gene: Pgam5
Product: PGAM family member 5, mitochondrial serine/threonine protein phosphatase
Exons: 6
Biological process (GO): positive regulation of mitochondrial fission
Cellular component (GO): mitochondrion
Source: RefSeq, a predicted model, not a curated record